AUGCCUACAAUCACCGACUCGGAGCAGAUUGAAUUCCUCCUUAGCUGCGUCCGUCACGCAAACGGCGGCAAGGUUGAUUUUGGAGAAGUUGCGAAAGAAUGCAGCAUCGUCUCCAGAGGAGCUGCCGCGAAACGCUACGAACGCCUCUCGAAAGGCCGCAGCAACGCUCCUGGUGGAUCCUCUGCCGAUACCCCAACCCCAAGCCCAAAAAAGACUACCAAGUCAUCGGUUGCGAAGCGCAAGACAGUGCCGAAACCAGCAGCGUCCAAGAAGGCAGCUGCUAAGAAGGGGAAAGAGAUGAAGGUGGUUACCGUUGCCCUCGCGGAAACCCUGGUUAAGCUAUGGACUGACUUGGAAAAGGUUGAAGAGCAUUCCUCUGGAGAGGAAACUGAGAUCGACGAGGCUGUGCUUGGGUCUGAGGAGGAGGAUUGUGAUGCGGAUGUUUGA
This is a messenger RNA of Aspergillus pseudonomiae, 447 nucleotides long. RefSeq lists its product as uncharacterized. The record is from RefSeq and is a predicted model, not a curated record. The coding region runs from base 1 to 447 and encodes 148 amino acids. Lineage: Eukaryota; Fungi; Ascomycota; Eurotiomycetes; Eurotiales; Aspergillaceae. The transcript is spliced from 4 exons.